AUGGCUUCGAAUAGUAGCGAACAAAAUGAAUGGUAUACAACUUCUUGUGGUCAUUCUAUAUUUAUACUACCUGUACGGUAUCAAGAUUUAAUUUUUAUUGGACAAGGAACAUAUGGUAUAGUAGUUCGAGCCACUGAUACAACAACAGGUAAAUAUGUAGCUAUUAAAAAACUUCUCCAUCCUUUUCAAACUGAUACACAUGCAAAACGAACUUAUCGAGAACUUGAACUACUUAUGUAUCUCAAUCAUCCUGAUGCACAAGUUGUACAAUUAUAUAAUGUAUUUACACCUGAAAAAAAUUUAAACGAAUUUCGAACAUUAUAUUUAGUAUUAAAUUAUGUUGACAGUGACUUGAAUCGAAUUAUAUUACAACGUGUAUCACUUACAGAAGACCUUAUUAGACUAAUUAUCUAUUCAAUUAUUCGUGGUUUGAAGUUUAUUCAUUCAGCUGAUAUUCUCCAUCGUGAUUUAAAACCAACGAAUAUUGGAAUCGAUAGAAAUAGCAAUAUUACAAUUCUUGACUUUGGAUUAGCUCGUGCUGCAUCAACCGGUACUCCCACUGGUUAUGUUUCUACCAGAAUUGGUUUUAUUGCUAGAUGGUGGCGUGCACCAGAAAUAUAUCUUAACGAGGAAAAAUAUGAUAAAAAAGUUGAUAUUUGGUCUGUUGGAUGUAUAAUGGCUGAACUUAUUCUACUUAAACCACUUUUUUGUGGAGAAACUACAUAUAAUCAGUUAAAUAAAAUAUUUGACAUUAUUGGUACACCGGAUUUCGCAACAUUACGAGAGAUAUGUAAACCAGAAUCAUCUGCUUAUAUUGGUCGAUUGGAAUUUAAACCGAAAAAGGAUUUUAAUGAAUUAUUUGGUUUUAAAUAUGAUCCGUUAACAGAAAAACCAAUAUCUGGUGUUUCACCAGAAGGUAUUGAUUUUCUCGAUCGUCUUCUAUCUUUUGAUCCUCGUCGACGUCCGACAGCUGAAGAAGCCUUAGCUAUUGUAUGGCAAAUGAUUCAAGAGUUUUCACCACCAUCUUGGAUUAAUGAUGAUCCAACGGACGAUUGA
Messenger RNA from Rotaria sp. Silwood2, 1056 nucleotides. The record is from the annotation of a GenBank genome assembly. Lineage: Eukaryota; Metazoa; Rotifera; Eurotatoria; Philodinida; Philodinidae.